AUGACUCUCGCCCAACCUCCUCCAUUCAGGCUCACGAUACGAUCGAAGUGGACGGUCGACAUGGUCGAGAAACUCCUCGCUAUCGCCGAUGCAAGCGCGGAACACGCAACAGUCUCAGUUCUCGGACGUCCGGUGGAGUUUCGCGAGACGCGAGAGGUUUUCUACGCAUUGCCAGAGGCCGAGGUGGACGGCAUGGCGCAGCCGUGGUCGUUCACCAUGAUCGACAUGCGCACGGGCAUCGGACGCCUGUUUGUCAUCGCCGAUGACCCGUCCGACCAUCGCUAUUCACUCCGACCGCCGCGUAGGACUCGAGCUCAAGGACACUCAAAUGCUUUCGAGGUUACUCUACUGCCAUCCGAGCUUGGAGCGCUGCCUCCGCCCAUGGCCAUCUGCGCGGUCUUGAUCUGGCUCACUCGUGGGCACGCCGGCACUCGUCUCGCCGCUAUCGACCGACUCAGGAUCAACGAGGCGCUUGUCGUCCCCGAGCUGAAUGCGCUCCUGCGUGGAGAGGAGUGGGCCGGAAAGAGUGUCUACAUCGAGGGUGUCCCGAAGAGGGCGCUCAACACCGACACGAACCGUCGUUGCUCGAAGCGCCUGAGGACGCAACGUUGA
Messenger RNA from Trichosporon asahii var. asahii CBS 2479, 612 nucleotides. RefSeq lists its product as uncharacterized. Lineage: Eukaryota; Fungi; Basidiomycota; Tremellomycetes; Trichosporonales; Trichosporonaceae. The transcript has a single exon. The record is from RefSeq and is a predicted model, not a curated record. Bases 1 to 612 code for a protein of 203 amino acids.